Triplophysa dalaica is the source of this 1565-nucleotide messenger RNA. RefSeq names its product RNA binding motif protein X-linked (gene rbmx). Gene Ontology annotation, cellular component: spliceosomal complex. The transcript has 9 exons. Gene Ontology annotation, molecular function: RNA binding. Bases 119 to 1273 code for a protein of 384 amino acids. Gene Ontology annotation, biological process: positive regulation of mRNA splicing, via spliceosome. NCBI's taxonomy places the organism in Eukaryota, Metazoa, Chordata, Actinopteri, Cypriniformes, Nemacheilidae. The record is from RefSeq and is a predicted model, not a curated record.
UCUACCACAGAGUAAGUGGCUGUGCAGCUCUGGGCGGGCCGAAAGACGUGUGACAUAUAUAAACCAGAAGACCCCUUUUGUUUCUGUCUAUUGACCCUGUGUUGCAAUAGCGAGAAACAUGGCGGAGGCAGACCGACCAGGCAAGCUCUUCAUCGGUGGCCUCAACACAGAAACCAGCGAGAAGGUCCUUGAAGCAUAUUUCAGCAAAUUCGGCAGGAUAUCGGAAGUUCUCUUGAUGAAGGACCGCGAGACGAAUAAAUCAAGAGGUUUCGCAUUUGUAACUUACGAGAAUCCUGGUGAUGCAAAAGAUGCUGCAAGAGAAAUGAAUGGCAAGCCUCUUGAUGGAAAGCCCAUUAAAGUAGAGCAGGCCACAAAGCCUCAAUUUGAAUCUUCUGGCCGUCGUGGUCCACCCCCAGUUCACACACGAAGUCGCGGUCCACCCCGAGGCCCGAGAGGAUCCAGAGGGGCACCAAGUGGAAUGCGGGGACCACCAAGCAGAGAACCUUUUUUUAAAGGCAUUUCAUCGAGAGGCCCACCUCCAACAAAGAGAGGCCCACCAGUGAGGAACGGAGGACCCCCACCCAAAAGAUCUGCACCCUCUGGGCCAAUGGAUAGAUCACCUAUGUCAAGGGAUAGAGACCCAUAUGGUCCCCCACCCCGCAGGGAUUCACUGAUGUCUAGAAGGGAUGAUGGUCCUUCACCUCGUGAUGAUCACUACUGUAAUAAAGACAGUUACUCCAGCCGUGACUACAUGAGCUCACGUGACUCUCGGGACUAUGCUCCUCCACGCGACUACCCGUAUCGGGAGUAUCCAGCCCAUUCCACUUCGAGAGAUGAAUAUGGGUCAGGGUCCAGAGGAUACAGUGAUCGAGAUGGCUAUGGUGGUGGCCGAGAACCCAGGGGUUAUAUGGAACGACCCACCACAGGCUCAUAUAGAGACCCUUACGAUGGUUACGGUAACUCGCGCAGCGCCCCACCCUCAAGGGGUCCCCCUCCAUCCUACAGUGGGAGUGGCGGAAGCAGUCGUUAUGACGACUAUGGCAGCAGUUCCCGGGAUGGAUAUGGCAGUCGUGAAAGUUAUCCAAGCAGUCGGAGUGACCCAUACUCCAAUAGUCGUGCUGACCGUCCGGGUAGGCAAGAAAGGGGACCACCCCCUCCUCUUGAGAGAGGCUAUCCUCCUCGAGAAUACAGCAGCUCAAGCCGUGGGGCACCUCGGGGUGGCGGGCGUGGAGGUGGCCGGCCAGAAAGAGGAAUGGCCCGAAACCGAUACUGAGAUGGACUUGAAUGGAGAAAUGGCGUUCUCGUUGAGAUGUUCUAAAGACUUGAGUUUUCAAAAAACGUCCUUUUAAAAUAUGGAUUUCGAACUUCAGUUUCAAGCUGUGUCCAAACAUGUGAAGGUUUUCCCAUCCUUUUAAAUGCAGAGUUUUUUUUUUCCAUUGCCCAUAUUCCAUUUAGUGAUACCGUUGCAAUCUAAGUGAGUGUUCUUUUUUGUACAAUGUUGAUUGUUAAAACUGCAUUGCUCUGAAACAUGGCUUUCAUUUACCAAUAAAGUGUUUUUAAGCAAA